Messenger RNA from Pungitius pungitius (ninespine stickleback), 2357 nucleotides. It is a transcript of the gene chrna7a, whose product is annotated as cholinergic receptor, nicotinic, alpha 7a (neuronal). The transcript is spliced from 10 exons. Gene Ontology annotation, biological process: synaptic transmission, cholinergic; nervous system process; monoatomic ion transmembrane transport. The record is from RefSeq and is a predicted model, not a curated record. Lineage: Eukaryota; Metazoa; Chordata; Actinopteri; Perciformes; Gasterosteidae. Gene Ontology annotation, molecular function: acetylcholine receptor activity; acetylcholine-gated monoatomic cation-selective channel activity; acetylcholine binding. Gene Ontology annotation, cellular component: postsynaptic membrane; neuron projection; plasma membrane. Bases 331 to 1827 code for a protein of 498 amino acids.
AGUACAGGAACAACAAAGCAGCGGACCAGCAUCUUCAGCACCAGACGAAUCCCACCUUCGUAUCGACAGCACACCUGUGUGAAGGUGACAAUUACACGUGUCUGAGCGUCUUUAAACACAGGCUGGUCUUUGCAGUAAUUAAUAGAGUCCGACUGUUGACCAGCCUGCUGUGUGCGUGCAAUCUGACGGCUGCCUUGGCAUGCAGCAGCUCUUACUUUAGGUAGGAGGAGUUAUUUUAGUGCUCAUCAUCAUCAUCAUCAUCAUCAUCACCAUCAUCCUCCCCGCAGCCCCUCGGCGGCUUCAGAAGAAACCCUCCGCGCUCGGCUCGACAUGGACGCUCUGCAUCUCGCGCUGUUUCUCGCGGUCUCCGCCUGCACGGUGCCAGUGUCUCUUCAAGGGCCAGGCCAGCGCAGGCUGUACAGUGACCUGGUGACUGACUACAACCCGCUGGAGAUACCCGUCCUCAACGACUCUCAGAAUCUCACCGUUGAAUUGGGCAUCAACCUGAUUCAGAUUCUGGAUGUGGAUGAGAAGAACCAGGUUUUGACGACCAACAUUUGGCUCAACAUGCUCUGGGAGGAUUCUUACCUUCAGUGGAAUGCAUCAGACUAUGCAGGUGUGACCAAUGUGAGAUUUCCUCCACAUCUCAUAUGGAAGCCAGACAUCCUGCUGUACAACAGCGCUGAUGCAAGAUAUGAUGCCACCUCCCACACCAACAUUUUGGUCAGCACCAACGGCUCCUGUUUCUACGUACCCCCAGGGCUCCUCAAGAGCACCUGCAAAAUCGACGUGCGCUGGUUCCCCUUCGACGUCCAGAGGUGCGAGCUGAAGUUUGGCUCCUGGACCUACGGGGGCUGGUCCCUGGACUUGAAGCUGUUGGAGGCCGACCUCACGGACUACAUCCCCAACGGAGAGUGGGAUCUUGUGGAGGUCAAAGGGCAGAGGAACGAGCAUCACUACAAGUGCUGCGAGGAGCCGUACGUCGACAUUACCUACACCCUGGUGAUGAGGAGGCGGAGCCUCUUCUACGGCCUCAACCUGCUCAUCCCGUGUGUCCUGAUCUCCGCCCUGGCGCUGCUCGUCUUCCUGCUGCCCGCCGACUCCGGAGAAAAGAUCUCGCUGGGCAUUACGGUCCUCCUCUCCCUGACCAUCUUCAUGCUCCUGGUUGCAGAGAUUAUGCCCGCCACAUCGAACUCGGUGCCCUUAAUAGCCCAGUACUUCGCCACCACCAUGGUCAUUGUUAGUCUCUCCAUAAUUGCCACAGUUCUGGUCUUGCAAUAUCACCACCAUGACCCUGAUGGAGGCAAGAUGCCAAAGUGGACCCGCGUGAUCCUGCUGAACUGGUGCGCCUGGUUCCUGCGCAUGAAGCGCCCGGGCGAGGAGCGUCCGCACUCGGCCUGUCGCCACGAGGCCCCGGCCAACAGCGUGACCGGCGCCGGGGCCCCGUCCCCUCCGUCCGCCAACGGCAAACUGCUCUACGUCGGCAUCCGGGGCCUGGAGAGCGUCAAGUACGCCGCCACCUCGCCCGACUCCGGGGUCCUCUGCGCGCGGCUGGCCGGGCCGGCGGGAGGGGACGAGGUGCUCCUCCCCGCGGGCGGCGGGGAGCCGGAGCUGGCCAAGAUCCUGGAGGAGGUGCGGUACAUCGCCGAGCGCUUCCGCGGCCAAGACGAGGGCAAGUCGGCGUGCAACGAGUGGAGGUUCGCGGCGUGUGUGGUCGACAGGCUUUGUCUCGUGGCUUUCUCGCUCGUCACUAUCCUCUGCACCUUCGGCAUCCUCAUGUCGGCGCCCAACUUUGUGGAGGCCAUUUCCAAGGACUUUUUCACUUAAGAAAAAAAAGGGAAAUAAAGGCCUUCACCAAUCUCUCCUAUCACAAAGUAACCAUUCGUAAUCUGAUGUGGCAGUAACAUGUAUAAAGUUAAAGCGCUAUAUGGACAUGUAUCACCACAUUUAACCGUACUGAAUCCAAUUAAGGACUUAAAAUUGUGUGGCAUGAAUUGCAUAUAUACUUAAAUGUAUGCCCAUUCUUUGCCUAUUAUAUUACACAGUCACUUGCCAUAUUAAAGGAACAUUUCAAUAUUGUAUUCUCUUGUACAAUUUUGAAAUGACUAAGAAAUACUGAUACUUUAAAGCAUUUUUUAAGUUGGGUAAUUUGCUAAUCUAGUACUAGAAUCUACUUACGUGAUGUUGAGUGUCUGUUAUUGUGUUAACAAUUCAAUAUUCUACUAACAAUCUACUCCUUAUCCAAAAAAAUGAGAGCCACAGUAUAUCUCGUAUUAAAAUACUCGUAUUAAAAUAAUGUUUCCAUCUAUGUGAUGUUGCAUGUCACCUUUCUAUAAAUACAAAUUAUAACAGCAAUG